This is a messenger RNA of Teleopsis dalmanni, 2378 nucleotides long. It is a transcript of the gene Parg, whose product is annotated as poly(ADP-ribose) glycohydrolase. Gene Ontology annotation, biological process: regulation of DNA repair; ATP generation from poly-ADP-D-ribose; carbohydrate metabolic process. The transcript is spliced from 5 exons. The record is from RefSeq and is a predicted model, not a curated record. NCBI's taxonomy places the organism in Eukaryota, Metazoa, Arthropoda, Insecta, Diptera, Diopsidae. Gene Ontology annotation, molecular function: poly(ADP-ribose) glycohydrolase activity. Gene Ontology annotation, cellular component: cytoplasm; nucleus. Bases 172 to 2316 code for a protein of 714 amino acids.
AUUUGAACAUAUAAACAAAUUUAUUUUUAUUUCCCUUCCGGUUAAAAAAAUACAUGUUGGCAUUACUGUUCUUUCGCCGGCAAAGGGUUACAAAUAAUAAAAAAUGCAUUAAAGAGAAACGUCAAAUUAUGUUUUCUUAACAACAUUCAAUAGUAAGAUAAUAAAUUUUUUAUGUUUACAACUUUCUGUUACACUUUCAGACAAAAUAAUUGUAAUAUAUUUUAUAAAUUUGGGAAUACAUUGAAACAGAAUAUGUCACUAGAAGCAUCUACAAGUCAAUGUUGGCGAGGCAAUACAAUGGAAGAAAUUUACCGGCAUUUGGAUGAGUUUAAGUUGGAACACAUAGCAGAGGUAAGACCGUCGAAUGAACACACUGUGUUGCAUCAUUAUCCAAUACGUGCUGCACUAAAUGAAACUCCUCGUCCAUUAUCCGCACACCAUAAAUGGGAUGCUCUACACGUACGACUUCCGUGUUCAAUAAAAAGUCAAUAUCCCGUUGUUACUGCUGAUGGAAGUUGCAACAUUGAAUCUCGUUGGGAAAUGAUACAACAGGCUUUCUUGCGUCCAAUAAGUAAUAGUCAAGAACUGCAGGAAGCCAUACUAUCUUAUAAUACACGAUAUGAGAAUCAAUGGAAUUUUCAUUCGUUACACAAACUUUUUGAGGAGAAUCUAGAUGAAAGCGAAUCGUGUGUAUUUUUCGAGGACUUAUUGCCGCGUAUAAUACGCUUAGCUUUGCGUUUACCAGAACUAGUGCAAGCCCCAAUUCCACUCUUGAAACAAGGACAAACACACUCUUUAACCCUAACGCAAGAACAAAUCUCAUGUUUGUUAGCAAAUGCAUUUCUUUGUACCUUUCCACGUAGAAAUACACAUAAACGUAAAUCGGAAUAUGCCACUUUUCCUGACAUUAAUUUUAAUAGGAUAUUUCAAUCUAAGGGUCAACAAGUUUUGGAAAAGAUUAAAGCCAUUUGUCAUUAUUUUAGACGUGUUUGUCCCACAGAACGUGAUAAUAGUAAUGUGCCAACUGGUGUAUGUACAUUUUCUCGUCGCAGCAUACUUGAAAGCAAUUUACCUAAAUGGUCUGUAAAUGAAGCUUCAUUAGCCGAUACACUUUUUCAUAUUACAUCCGAGGGAACUAUAGAAGAUCAAGGAAUUGGUUUAUUACAAGUAGACUUUGCAAAUAAAUAUUUAGGUGGAGGAGUAUUAGGAAGUGGAUGUGUUCAAGAAGAAAUACGUUUCGUAGUUUGUCCCGAAUUAAUGAUAUCAAUGCUGUUUACUGAAUGCUUAAAACCGACAGAAGCAUUGGUAAUGGUGGGUUGUGAGCGAUAUAGUAGUUAUAAUGGUUAUGCAAGUACCUUUGAAUGGGCUGGUAAUUAUGAAGACCUUACACCAAGAGAUUCUUCUCGACGACGAAAAACCCAUAUUGUAGCUAUAGAUGCAUUAUCAUUUAUCCAAUCAGAAGACCAGUAUAAAGAAGAAUUAAUAAUUCGUGAACUUAAUAAGGCAUAUGCCGGAUUUUAUCAUACUUUAGAAACACCAGCUCCAGGUGUAGCAACAGGGAAUUGGGGGUGUGGUGCAUUUGGUGGCGAAGCUAGACUUAAAGCACUUCUACAGUUAAUUGUAUGCGUAAUAACCAAACGGCCUUUGGUUUAUUUUACCUUUAGAGACGCCGAGUUACGCGAUGAAGUGUACAACAUGCGUACAUUUUUAAUCGAAAAAAACGUACGUGUUAAAGACUUAUUGAAUACACUUAAAAAAUUUCAGGCACAACGCUUGGAAUCUAAAAAUUUAUACAAUUUCAUAUAUAACUACUACCGGCAAAUACCAAAGAAUAGAUUGCCGCUGAUGAAGAUGUUAUCGAAUAGUAAAAAUAUUGUUACGUCAUGUUUUUCAAAAAGUUAUGCCGAAUCAGUCGGUUAUAGUUUCACACAAAUUGCUGUAGAAACAACUACUUUAAAAAAAGUUGGUAGCCCAGAUUUAUUUUCAUCAUCAGACGAAACGGAAGAUGAUAGGAGAACAAAUACAAAGUAUAAAAAAUCCUCAAACACAGCAGCCACAAAGGAAAAAACAAAUACGAAAAAUUUAUCAGAUAUGCUAAAUGAUAGUGAAUCAGAUGAAAUAAUAAUGGAAGCUGUGAAUAGCUUGCCUAAUAAUAUUUCUAAAGAACAAGCUUUGAACACAAAUUCUCCAAAUAAAAAAUGUAAAGGAUCACGUCAACUUACUUUACUUGAGAUGCUUGAUAAAUGCUACACGGUUAAAAAUAGUUCUGGCUCACCAGAUUCAAAGCGACACUGCAAUAGAGAGUCACCAUCUUAGAUGCAAUAUAUAUAUAUAUGAUUAAAAUUAUUAUUUUGAUGAUUUGAUUUAAAAAAAGAUAA